CUUUCUUCGCCCCUUUCCCCUCCUUUUUUUUGGAAGUCUCGCGAGAUUUGGAGCCCGCCUUCUCUCUGAAGGGAACGCCGUCGAGCGCCGUAGACAUUCGACGCCGGGAGAGGAGCUCGAGGAGACGCGAAGGCCCGGCUCGAACGAUAAAAGCUGUAUGGUUGAAGGCUACAAGUUGAUUCCAAGCCAGCUACAGUGAGGACUGUCCCCAAACUCCAACGCAGCCUAAGGUUUUGAUGUGCCAUCAAACUCUGUAAGAGAAUGAAGUGCUGCCGCCCCAACAGCAGCAACAGCAAACCCGCCGGUGCUGCCGGUCAGGGCGAGCGGGCCUUUAACCUUGACAAAGCAGAGAGAACCCCCACAGCCGCCUUCUUUCCUUACCCGCCAUCCAGAUGCCCAAAGCAGAGCCAACGCAAGGGUCUUCUUCCCAUGCAGGAGUCGAGACACCGCAAAGCCACUGAAAUGUCUGAUGAGGAAAUCCAGGAGAAAUCACUAGCCGUCGCCACAGCCUCCUUGGAAGGAAAAGCGGCCGUGGAAAGAGCUUCCUUGAUUCACCAGCACAUCGGUCGCAGGGAAAUGACAGAUAUGAUCAUUGAGACCCUCAAGCCUGAUGCAGCAGAUGAAGUGAAAGUGGCGAUGGAACAAGUCAAAGCUUCCGAGGCUUCCUCCACAGAGGACCGAGGCAAACGCGAGGGCAAAAGCACCAGCCUUGGGACUAUGCCGGAUUCCCCUUCCAAGCAGCUGCCAGACCAGAUUUCUUUCUUCAGUGGCAACCCGUCUGUUGAAAUAGUCCAUGGCAUCAUGCAUCUCUACAAGACAAACAAGAUGACCUCCUUGAAGGAAGACGUGCGGCGCAGUGCCAUGCUGUGUGUUCUUACAGUCCCAGCCACCAUGACCAGCCACGACCUCAUGAAGUUUGUGGCUUCCUUCUACGAUGUCAUUGAGCACAUGAAGAUCAUCCGGGACUCCACCCCAAACCAAUACAUGGCCCUGAUCAAGUUCAGCACACAGGCCGAUGCAGAUAGCUUUUACAUGGCUUGCAACGGCCGGCAAUUCAACUCCAUAGAAGAGGAUGUUUGUCAGCUGGUCUAUGUGGAGAGAGCGGAAGUCUUCAAGUCAGAAGAUGGGGCCAGUCUUCCUGUCAUGGACCUAACCGAGCUUCCGAAGUGCACCGUCUGCUUGGAGCGAAUGGAUGAGUCUGUCAAUGGCAUUCUCACGACGCUUUGCAACCACAGCUUCCAUAGCCAAUGUCUACAGCGCUGGGAGGACACCACGUGCCCUGUGUGCCGGUAUUGCCAGACACCUGAACCUGUUGAGGAGAACAAGUGCUUUGAGUGUGGCGUCCAAGAAAAUCUUUGGAUAUGCCUGAUCUGUGGGCAUAUCGGCUGUGGGCGCUACGUGAGUCGGCAUGCUUACAAACACUUUGAGGAGACCCAGCACACCUAUGCCAUGCAGCUGACCAACCAUCGGGUCUGGGACUACGCAGGAGACAAUUACGUCCACCGGCUGGUGGCCAGCAAGACCGAUGGAAAGCUAGUCCAGUACGAGUGCGAGGGCGAGGUGUGUCAGGAGGAGAAGAUCGACGCCUUGCAGCUAGAGUACUCGUACUUGUUGACAAGUCAGUUGGAGUCCCAGCGUAUCUAUUGGGAGAACAAGAUUGUCCGAAUCGAGAAGGAUACCGCCGAAGAGAUUAACAACAUGAAGUCUAAAUUUAAAGAGACCAUUGAGAAAUGUGACUCACUGGAACAGAGACUGAAUGACCUACUGAAGGAGAAGCAGUCUUUGGAAAGAAAGUGCACUCAGCUAAGCGCCAAGGUGUGCAAGCUCACCACGGAGCUGAAGGAGGAGCAGGAGAUGAACAAGUGUUUGCGCGCCAACCAGCUCUUGCUUCAGAACAAGCUGAAGGAGGAGGAGAAGCUGCUCAAGGAGACCUGUGAGCAGAAGGACUUGCAGAUCACCGAGGUCCAGGAGCAGCUCCGGGACGUCAUGUUCUACCUGGAGACCCAGCAGAAGAUCAACCACCUCCCAGUGGAGGCCCGGCAGGAGAUCCAGGACGGGCAGAUCAACAUUGCCAUGGCCUCGGCUAGCUCGCCCGCCGGGGCUGCGGGGAAGCCUUUGGCCCGGAAAGGUAGAGGCAAGCGGGGCAAGUGAGCAACGAGGCCGGGGCGACCAACCUUAGCAAAAGUGGCCGCGGCGUGUGGCCAGGGAGAGAGCGAGUGUUGCCUGUUGGGCAGAACGGGUGCCAGAGUCCACUGAAGGGUCCGUGACCCCUUUCCAGAUCCUUUCCUACUCUUUUGCACUAGCCGUGGCCUUUGCAGGCCUGGAAGGCUCUUUCCCAGGCGAGCCACUUCUAGGCAAGCUAUCCUCAUUCCUUAGGGCUCUCUUGCUUGAUUUCACGCUUCCUUUGCCUCCUUUUUUUUUUUGUCUCUGCCGCAUAGCUGGCCUCAGUUCUAGCUGUUUGCUUGGAGUUUGACUUUUUAAAAAAGAGCAACAACCAAAAAAGACAACAGAGACUCAGGUUUCUUUUAGAAUGAGUGUGAGGGAUGCAGCCUUUUGCCCUCUUCCGUAACCCGGUUGCUGGCCUCGACCCGGGUGCAGGCUUUGUCUGGAGCAUGGCUAAGUAUGGCUGGAGGAGGAACAAGCGUGGCCUCCCCCUUUUGCUCCUUCUUCUCCCCUUGCAGUCUCUUCCAGAGCACAAGCAGUGCCUCUUGGGUUGCACCCGCUUUCCCAGAGUACUUCCAACUCCCUGCCUUGAUACCCGACUAUGCAGUAUGCAUGCAACCAACCCCUACCAGAAAAGCUGCUUUUGCAGCACGCACUUUGGAAUGGCACCCCCAGGGGCACGCUUUGCCCACUCCUCUACUCUGCCACCACUGUUGUCCCAAGCAGUGCUUCCAUUGCAGGGCUCCAAGCAUGCCAUUUCUAGGACAAACCCACAUUUGGAUGCCUAGGCGGGGAAGGGAUCUCCUCAACCCAUUGCUGAGCUCCAGAACACCCUUUGCUUAAAGAAAAGAUGGGGAGCUCUUGGCAAGAUGGUUAUAUAUAAAUCAGGACUGGUCCUUAGUCGAUCAGAGAAGCACAAUGUCAACAGAAGGAGUCUAUUAACACUGAGUUCAGAAGCUGAAAAAUCUAAAAUGCCCAUUGCGCAUCUGAGCACUUGUAGUUGGGAUACGUGCCCUGUCUUCCACUUGCUGCUGGAGUGUGACUACCUUUGCACCUUCUUGUAGUUCAGGGGCCACUGUGAAUGGCCUGCACACUUUAGCUCGGCUUGGCCUGUAGCAUGCCCACAAUUCUUCCCUUUCCAAAAAAAAAUAAGCAAAAGCCAUCUAUGUCUUCUUAAGGAAUGCUCUUUCCUAUGCCUAUCUUUGCUUGUUUGCUGGAGGAGCGCUUUCUUUUUCUGAGUUGUGGUGUUCUCCUCGGCAAGGGUUCUAGUCCCUCUCGUUGCCGUGAAAUAGGGGUGAAGUGAGUGCAAUAAUCUUUGGGGAAACGUUCAUCCACAGAGAAGGUUUACAGUUCUUAGUAUUACAAAUUCCACGGUGUGGGGAAUGAAUUCAGGAGUCCCACCAAUGGUUUCCUGAAAAGGUUUUCCCUUCCUCAGGGAACUCUUGCAUGGGGACACCAUUGGAAGCCCAGUUCCACUUUGGCCCAGGUUUAGGGGUUUGUUCUUGCGUUACGUUUGGGUCAAGAUCUAGACUGGUUCUCAGGAAGUUUUUGCAUUUCCUCUGGAAUGUUUGUGUUUUUCACGUAGUUUGCAGUCUGAAUCUUUUAGAAGUUGAGGAGAGUUCUUAGCUGUUGUAUGUGCAAGAGAGUUAGAUCUGCACACUGUUUCAGUCAGCCAAACCUUUGCUGAAAUGGAAGAAGCCUUCUUUAUUGUCGUGUUGGACUGGAGUUUGGCUGACACUCGAAAGAUCCGCAGACGUGUACUUUCUAAAAAGAUUACUUUGCUGUAACACCUGCAACGAAACUCAUUAAACUGGAUUACCUAUA
Anolis carolinensis (green anole) is the source of this 3987-nucleotide messenger RNA. It is a transcript of the gene brap, whose product is annotated as BRCA1 associated protein. Gene Ontology annotation, biological process: protein ubiquitination; Ras protein signal transduction. Bases 262 to 2151 code for a protein of 629 amino acids. The transcript is spliced from 14 exons. Lineage: Eukaryota; Metazoa; Chordata; Lepidosauria; Squamata; Anolidae. Gene Ontology annotation, molecular function: nucleic acid binding; zinc ion binding; ubiquitin protein ligase activity. Gene Ontology annotation, cellular component: cytoplasm. The record is from RefSeq and is a predicted model, not a curated record.